GUAUAAAGUCUACCGGGCGCGUCAGGGAUCCGUGUCUCCCCAGACUCCCAGGAUGGAGUCCAUGGCGCCCUGGACCCUCCUCCUGCUGCUGGCGGGGGCCCUGGCCCUGACCGAGACCCGGGCGGGCUCCCACUCCCUGAUGUAUUUCAUCACCGGAGUGUCCCGGCCCGGCCUCGGGGAGCCCCGCUUCUUCGCCGUGGGCUACGUGGACGACACGCAGUUCGGACGCUUCGACAGCGACGCCGAGAACCCGAGGGUAGAACUACCGUGGAUGCAGCAGGUGGAGCAGGAGUACGUGGACAGCCUCACACAGCUCGCUGAGAAGCACACACAGGAUUUCCGCGGCUACAUGAGUGACCUGCGUAGCUACUACAACCAGAGCGAGGCCGUCUCUCACACGCUCCAGCAUCUCUUCGGCUGCGAGGUCGGGGCAGAUGGGCUCUUCCUCCGCGGGUACAGGAAGUUUGCCUAUGAUGGCAAGGACUACAUCGUCCUGAAUGAGGACCUGCACACCUGGACUGCUGCUGACAAGGAAGCUCAGAUCACCAAGCGCAAGUGGGAAGAAGCAGCUGCGGCUGAGCAGCACAGAGCAUACAUGGAGGGGCACUGUGUGAAGUGGCUGAGCAGAUUCCUGGAGUUGGGAAAGGAGAAACUACAGCGCACAGACCCACCCACAGUACAUGUAACACAGCACCCAGUCUAUGACCAGAAGGCCACCCUGAGGUGCUGGGCCCUGGGCUUCUACCCCAAGGACAUCACACUGACCUGGCAGCGAGAUGGGGAGGACCUGACCCAGGACAUGGAGCUGGUGGAGACCAGGCCUGCAGGGGAUGGAAACUUCCAGAAGUGGGCAGCUGUGCUGGUGCCUUCUGGAGAAGAACAGAGAUACACAUGCCACAUAGAGCAUGAGGGGCUGCCUGAGCCCCUCACCCUGAGAUGGGAGCCUCCUCAGCCCACUGUGCCCAUGUGGGGAGUCAUCGCUGGCCUGGUCCUCGUGGCAGCUGUGCUCAUUGGAGCUGUGGUCACUGUUGUGAUGAUAAAGAGGAAGCGCUCAGGUGGGGAAGGAGGGAAUUACACUAGGGCUGCAGGUUGA
This is a messenger RNA of Ochotona curzoniae (black-lipped pika), 1093 nucleotides long. Its product is annotated as patr class I histocompatibility antigen, A-2 alpha chain-like. Gene Ontology annotation, biological process: positive regulation of T cell mediated cytotoxicity; antigen processing and presentation of endogenous peptide antigen via MHC class I via ER pathway, TAP-independent; antigen processing and presentation of endogenous peptide antigen via MHC class Ib. NCBI's taxonomy places the organism in Eukaryota, Metazoa, Chordata, Mammalia, Lagomorpha, Ochotonidae. The transcript is spliced from 7 exons. Bases 53 to 1093 code for a protein of 346 amino acids. Gene Ontology annotation, molecular function: signaling receptor binding; peptide antigen binding. Gene Ontology annotation, cellular component: external side of plasma membrane. The record is from RefSeq and is a predicted model, not a curated record.